This is a messenger RNA of Magallana angulata, 1014 nucleotides long. RefSeq lists its product as uncharacterized. Bases 133 to 519 code for a protein of 128 amino acids. Lineage: Eukaryota; Metazoa; Mollusca; Bivalvia; Ostreida; Ostreidae. The record is from RefSeq and is a predicted model, not a curated record. The transcript is spliced from 3 exons.
GUCACAAUGAAACCAGCCAUCGUCAGCAGUGGAGUUGAUAAUGCCACCCUGUGCAUCUAUUGGUAUGAAGACCAAAUUUAAAAAAAACCUGCUGUUAAAGACCAGUUCACUUGGAAAUGUAGACUGUAGAGGAUGGCGGACCCGCCUAGACAAAUAUACCUGGGAUUAGCGCGAAAAACAUUAGAAGAUGCCAAACAAAAGGAUUAUUUGGACUCCAAAACGGGGAUGUACAAGGCGAAAGAAUACAGACCAAGAUCGCCCUAUUCACCCAAACUCCGCGAAUAUAAACCAAAACUUAAAGAGAUCGAAAUUCGGGAGUACGUGCCAAAAUUACACGUCAGCGAGCAUCAGUAUGACAACUUCCGGGAAUACAACCAUACUUAUGAGGUGGAACCGCCCGAGGAUGACGACCUACCAAAGGGAGAGCCACAGUUUUGUAAACCCUACAAAGCACUGGGUUCCAUUAAAAGAUCAUUCGCCACGCUAUUUCCUGCAGUUUCUUCAACCACGCUACAAUAGUCCGAAUUUUUACACUGGAUAUAAUAUUGCACUAGAUAUAUUAUUACACUGGAUAUGUUAUUACAUUGGAUAUAUUAUUACUCUGGAUAUGUUAUUACACUGGAUAUAUUAUUACACCGGAUUUCAUAUUCAUGUAGAUGGUGCUAUAGGCUUUAAACGGGAAGUUGUGUGAAGGAAAAUUAAAAUAAAAAAAAAAAACAUGAGAGAAAAUUAUUUUCUCAUUUGCCUAAGUCAGACUGAACUAUGCUGAAACAUGUGACAUGACACCCGCAAUCAUUUAACACAGCUUUGUCAAAUGUUUACUGUAAAGUUAUAUGCAAUCUUACGUGCCAGUACAACAUGUAUACUAGUAGCGCAAUACUGUUUUUAUAUACGUGCUUCUUGAUUUAAUUACAGACCAAUUUUGUUCAUUCAAAUCUAUGAGAUUAUUAUUACUCAAAAUAAUUAGGCGUUGUAUUUCAGUGUUUUGAUAUAAUGUAUGCAUCAGCAAACAUG